UUUCAUUUUCCCAAGCUAACAUGACUACAGAUAGUGCAAACUCAAGGAAUAUGGAAAUGAAUACAUUUGACCAACUAUUCAAUUAUAUGGAUACAGUAAAAAUAAUGAUAAAUAAUUAUUGGUUAUUAUUGAAGGACACGGUUAUUCAACUUUGGCAAUAUAUGGAGUUUAGAAUAAUGAUAUAUUUAUUUCUGGCUUUAUGUUUUAUUCCUAUAAGUAUAUUUGUAAUAUUUUGUAGUUGUCUAUCAUCUAUAUUAUUUAUGAUAUCAGCCGGUAUUUGGAUCUUCUUUGGUACAAUUGCCUUCUUAAUAUUAUUACCUUUCUUGAUUGGAUCAUUAUUAAUAUCAAUUGGAUUAGUUUUAGUUUAUAGAAUAUAUAUUAUUCUCAAUAAUAAUGAUUUGAACAAAAAAAAAUAGUAAUUCCUCAUUGUAUAUUAUAUUUUGUAUCACCUUAACCCCCUUUAUACUUUUACCUCUCCUUUUCCCCUCAUCUUAUUAUUGAUUAUUAUUGAUUAUUGAUACUUUGAAUAAAAAUAUUUAAAUGUAUGUAUGAACAUAUGUAUA
Molecule: messenger RNA, 563 nt
Organism: Halteromyces radiatus
Lineage: Eukaryota; Fungi; Mucoromycota; Mucoromycetes; Mucorales; Cunninghamellaceae
Exons: 3
Coding region: 21-416 (131 amino acids)
Source: RefSeq, a predicted model, not a curated record